CUCUGUUUUAUAUACAAAAUCCCUUUUUAGUGACUUUCUUCAAACUCUCUCUUUCUCCCAACACUUGCUCUCUCUCUGACUCUACACACAGUGCUCGACAUCAUGGGAAAUUUUGUUGCUAAUGAAGGACUAUCUAUUUUUGUCAUUCUGGUAUGGCUCGGCAUCAAUAUGUUUCUUUUUGUGCAUUUCUACAUGGCAUUUUUAAUUGACAGAUACUACUACACUAGAGUUAUCCUUGGGCAUGCUCUCUCAUGGGCCAGAGCUCCAGCUGCAUGUCUCAAUUUUAACUGCAUGCUGAUCCUGCUGCCCGUCUGCAGAAACCUGCUCUCAUUCCUGCGAGGAUCCAUACAGUGCUGUAGCCGCACCGCAGCUCGUCAGCUGGACAGAAACAUCACUUUCCACAAACUUGUAGCCUACAUGAUUGCUUUCCACACAGCGAUCCACAUCAUAGCUCACCUGUUUAACUUUGAGAGAUUCAUGGAUUCCCAGCUUAUGGUCAACAGCAGCUACCUGCCGUACGUGCUCUCUCAGAUUGGUAACGGUGACAACAGAUCCUACCUGAACCCUAUCAGAACCAAUGAGACGAACCCAACGAUAGUGAUGUUCACAACAAUAGCAGGACUGACGGGGGUGGUCAUCACCCUUGCCCUUAUCCUCAUCAUCACCUCCUCUAUGGAGGUCAUCAGACGGUCAUACUUCGAGGUGUUCUGGUUUACUCACCACCUGUUCAUCGUUUUUUUCAUUGGUUUGGUGCUGCAUGGAGUCGGGCGUAUUGUGCGAGGCCAGACGCUUGAGAGUUUGAAAGUGCACGACCCAAUAAAAUGUCACAGCCACUUUGAUACCUGGGGUCAGAAUAGCACACACUGUCCUGAACCUGACUUUGCUGGGAACCCUCCAAAGACAUGGAAGUGGGUAGUUGGCCCCAUGUUUCUGUAUGUCUGCGAGAGACUGGUGCGAUUCUACCGCUCACAGCAGAAGGUGGUCAUUACCAAGGUAGUCAUGCACCCUUCCAAGACUCUUGAGCUGCAGAUGAAAAAGAAGGGCUUUAAAAUGGAGGUCGGUCAGUAUGUGUUCAUCCAGUGCACGUCUAUCUCUCAGUUAGAGUGGCAUCCCUUCACCCUGACCUCUGCCCCCGAGGAGGACCACUUUAGCGUGCACAUCCGUAUCGUAGGGGAUUGGACGCAAGCCCUCUACACGGCCUGUGGAGGUGACAAGACCGUGGUGCUGGAUGCUUGGACACUACCGAAGAUGGCGGUGGAUGGGCCUUUUGGGACGGCCAGUGAAGACGUCUUUCGUUAUGAGGUUGUGAUGCUGGUUGGAGCCGGUAUUGGAGUGACACCUUUUGCCUCUGUUUUAAAGUCUGUGUGGUACAAACAUGUCCAAGAGAACAAAAACGUCUUCACUAAAAAGAUCUAUUUCUAUUGGCUGUGUCCUGAGACUCAGGCAUUUGAGUGGUUUGCAGACCUGCUGCAGAGUUUGGAAAGAGAGAUGACAGAGAAAGACAUGAGUGAUUUCCUCAGUUACAACAUCUACCUUACGCGCUGGAAAGACACUGAUGCUGCCCACAUCAGAGUUCAAUAUGAGGCAGAGAAUGACCCCAUCACCGGGCUAAAGCAGAAGACUUGCUAUGGCAAACCCAACUGGGACAAUGAAUUCAGUGCCAUUGCUACCCAACACCCAGGUUCAAAAGUAGGAGUGUUUCUAUGUGGUCCAACUGCACUGGCUAAAGUUCUGGGGAAACAGUGCCAUACACACACCGAGUCUGAAACUGAGUUUAUAUUCAACAAGGAAAACUUCUGAUCGACUCCAUUUCGACAACAUUACAAUGUGUUAUAAUACAUAAUACAAGCAUCUUGUGUCAUAGGCCUCGAUACACCAUGGCUGUGAGCAUAUUGCUUGGAUCUAAGUGUGAUUUUAUAGUUAGGAUGUGAAAAUACCCUACUUUCCAAAUAGUCUUCCUCUUUUUCAAGUGGAACUUAAACCUUUUGAAAUCCAUUGUUGAGUAACACGAUCACGAAUCAAAGACAUUUAUUCUAAAGGCAUAUUCCAGGUUCAAAUAUGCAUAAUGUGGCUUAGUGGUGAUUAGCACAAAAAAUAAUUUUAACCCUCAUUUUCUUAAAAAAAGCAAAAAUCAAAGUAACAGUGAGGCCCUUACAAUAGAAGCAAAUGGGGCCAGUCUUUGGAAGGUUUAAAGGCAGAAAUGUGAAGCUUAGAAUUUUAUUAAAGCACUUGCAUUGAUUCUUGUUAAAACUUGUGUAUUAUUUGAGCUAUAAAGAUUUUUAAAUCGUCGGGGAUUGUUGACAUUACAUCAUCAUGGCAAUGAAGUUGUAAAAUUGGCUAUAGCUUUACACAGAAAAG
This is a messenger RNA of Myxocyprinus asiaticus (Chinese sucker), 2358 nucleotides long. RefSeq names its product cytochrome b-245 heavy chain-like. The transcript is spliced from 13 exons. Gene Ontology annotation, molecular function: superoxide-generating NAD(P)H oxidase activity. Lineage: Eukaryota; Metazoa; Chordata; Actinopteri; Cypriniformes; Catostomidae. Gene Ontology annotation, biological process: defense response; superoxide anion generation. The coding region runs from base 103 to 1800 and encodes 565 amino acids. The record is from RefSeq and is a predicted model, not a curated record. Gene Ontology annotation, cellular component: plasma membrane; NADPH oxidase complex.